Molecule: messenger RNA, 1692 nt
Organism: Geosmithia morbida
Lineage: Eukaryota; Fungi; Ascomycota; Sordariomycetes; Hypocreales; Bionectriaceae
Exons: 2
Coding region: 1-1692 (563 amino acids)
Biological process (GO): protein quality control for misfolded or incompletely synthesized proteins; mitochondrion organization
Cellular component (GO): mitochondrial inner membrane
Molecular function (GO): ATP binding; ATP hydrolysis activity; ATP-dependent peptidase activity
Source: RefSeq, a predicted model, not a curated record
AUGGGCGGCGGCGACGCCUCCAGGGGCGUCAAGGGCAAGCCCGUGCACGUGGUUGUCGAGGAGUCGACCGCCUCCCUCGUCUUCCGCUGGUUCAAGUUCCUGGCCUCGUUUGUCGUCUUCACCUGGCUGUGCUUCUCUGCCGUCACCAUCCUGAUCGAGGUCCUCAGCUCCUUCCGCCGCCCGGGCACGGCCAAGAACGACUCCGAGGUGACGUCGGAGAAGCAGACUGCCCGCUUCACCGACGUGCACGGCUGCGGGGAGGCCAAGGACGAGCUCCAGGAGGUGGUCGAGUUCCUGCGUCACCCCGAGGAGUUCUCCGACCUCGGUGCCAAGCUGCCCAAGGGUGUCCUCCUGGUCGGCCCUCCCGGCACCGGAAAGACGCUGCUCGCGCGCGCCGUGGCCGGCGAGGCCGGCGUCCCCUUCUUCUACAUGUCCGGUAGCGAGUUCGACGAGAUCUUCGUGGGCGUCGGCGCCAAGCGCGUCCGUGACCUGUUCAGCAACGCCAAGUCCAAGUCCCCGGCCAUCAUCUUCAUCGACGAGCUCGACGCCAUAGGCGGCAAGCGCAACCCCCGCGACCAGGCGCACGCGAAGCAGACGCUCAACCAGCUGCUCACCGAGCUCGACGGCUUCGACCAGGACGCCCGCAUCGUCGUCAUCGCCGCCACCAACACGCCCGACAUGCUCGACAAGGCCCUCGUCCGGCCGGGCCGCUUCGACCGCCACGUCAACGUCGACCUGCCGGACGUGCGCGGCCGCAUCGACAUCCUCAGGCACCACGCCAAGAAGCUCAAGCUGUCCCCCGACGUGGACAUCGAGGCCAUCGCCGCCCGGUCCCCCGGACAGUCCGGCGCCGAGCUGGAGAACAUGCUCAACGUGGCCGCGCUGAGGGCCAGCAGGGCCAGGGCGUCCGUCAUCUCCAAGGCGGACAUCGAGUGGGCCUUUGACCGCGUCACCAUGGGAUCGGAGAGGCGGUCGAUGGUGAUCACGGAGAAGGAGAAGGAGAUGACGGCCUACCACGAGGCCGGCCACGCGCUGGUCCAGCUCUUCGACAAGGAGAGCUCGUCCAGGCUGUACAAGGUGACGAUCCUGCCCAAGGGUCCGUCGCUGGGCCACACGGCCUUCGUGCCCCAGAUGGACAAGUACUCGCACACGGCUUCGGAGUACAUGUCCAACAUCCGCGUCGCUCUCGGUGGGAAGAUGGCGGAGGAGCUGCAGUACGGAGACGACAAGGUGACGAGCGGCGUGUCAUCGGACCUGGAGAAUGCCACGGACCUGUGCUUCGCCAUGGUAGCCAAGUUCGGCAUGUCCAACAUCCUGGGCCCGGUCGAGUACGGGAAGCGAUACGAGCACCUCAGCUCGGACACGCGAUUCAAGAUCGAGACGGAGGUGAUGACCACGCUGAAGAAGUCGUACGGCGACGUCAAGGAGCUGCUGACGGUCAAGAGGAAGGAGCUCGACCUGCUCGCCCAGGCGCUGGUCAAGUACGAGACGCUCGACAAGGCCGAGGUAGAGAAGGUGAUACGCGGAGAGCCGCUGCCGGAUCGUCCGGUCUCGCCUCCCGGCCCGAUGUUCAUACCCAUCCCGGCCGACUCCCCCGUGGAUCCGUUGGGGACCGGCGUGCCGCAGCCGCAGGGUGAGACGGACGCGCCGCCCCCGGUGGCUGCCGGGUCGUCGGGACGUAUGGACGGUUGA